UCGCGCUUCAGUAGUGCGCGCGCGAGCUAGAGCGUGUUCAGUUCAGUUCAGUUUCCUGGCGAUUGUAGUCAACAGUGAGAAGCACACACAGAGAAACGCUACAUGCGUUGAGAAACACGAGAAUUGACUGACACAUGCAGGAGCAGCAUGGGGAGAUCAUUACUGUCUGUCAGGAUAAGAAUAAGGAAGCAUAAGGUCUUCCUGUUGUUCUUACUGGGGAUUUGUGUCGUUUCCUUCCUUCAUUACUACAAAGCCCUGCACAAUAUUUCACUGCUGCAGGAGCUCUCAUCUUCCUCCACCCAUCAAAAGACCCUGAAGAUGUUAAGAGGGAUCUUCUGGAGUUUUCCGGCUACUGACUUCCACUCCCAACAAGACUUCUACAGACACAGCCACCUGAAGACUCAAUAUGACUCAAAUGUGAUUCUGCCAGAUCCUCCAGGUGAGAAACUUCAUGAACGUACCUUUGCACUCCAUGAUGAUUCCACACCCUUUUUCAUCCACACCAAAUCCGGAGCUGUGUGCUUCCGUGAGGGUACGGAUAUGGCCGCCUCUGCUUCUCACCGCAGGUUACUGCAACAUAACUCCAAAAACGACACAAUCAAUGCAGGCAAGAAGGUGUUUCAGUGUCCCUGUCGGCAGGGUUGGCACGGCCUUCACUGUGGCAUACCUACAAUUGUGUAUCACUCCAAUCUCCCGUCCAAGUCAAAAGUAAAACCCAGAGAAGUUCCACGCCGAGUCAUCAAUGCCAUCAACAUCAACCAUGAGUUUGACCUACUACACGCUCGAUUUCACGAGCUUGCAGAUGUUGUGGACGUGUUUUUGGUUUGCGAAUCUAACUUUACCGCGUACGGUGACGCAAGACCUCUUUAUUUCCGGCACCUGCUCCUAAACGGAACGUUCGAUUACAUUAAGUACAAGAUUCUGUACGUCUUCCUGGACCACUUUCCAGUGGGCGGCCGUGAGGACGGCUGGAUCAUGGAUGAUUACCUGCGCACAUAUUUGACCAAAAAUGGAAUGUCAAGGAUUGAGGGCCUCAAAGCGGACGAUGUUUUCAUCAUCGAUGAUGCAGAUGAAAUUCCUGCUCGAGAUGGAAUCCUUUUCCUCAAACUCUACGACGACUGGACGGAACCGGUUGGGAUACACAUGCGCAAAUCCCUAUAUGGAUUUUAUUGGAGGCAAUUCGGAACGCUAAACAUCUUAUCUGCUUGCACGGCAGCUAUGCUCUUUAAGGUUUACAAGGGUGAUGGGAUUCUUCUUCGCCGCCGAUCCUAUUAUUCAAUUCCGGGAUUCCGGGAAUAUGAGAACUCCACGGGACGCAUUCUAGUACCGUGGGCCAUCGGAAGCCCCGUUCACUAUGCUGGAUGGCACUGCUCUUGGUGUUUCAAACCAAAAGGGAUUUAUUACAAGCUCAUAUCAGCUCAGAAUGGAGACUUCCCACGUUGGGGCGAUUACGGGGAGAAACGGAAUAUAAGUUAUAUUAAAGAGUUAAUACGUACAGGGGGUUGGUUUGAUGGGUCUGUACCAAACUACCCACCCACAGACCCCAAAGAGCAUAUGUAUGCUCCCAAAUACCUCCUGGAUAACUAUAAUAAAUAUCGCUACUUGCUGGAGAACCUAUUUGCCAAAGAGAAACGUUAAGAAAAACGGAUCUGUUUCAAAUGGGCAUUUACUAAGAUAACCUGAUGUUU
Molecule: messenger RNA, 1688 nt
Organism: Rhinichthys klamathensis goyatoka
Lineage: Eukaryota; Metazoa; Chordata; Actinopteri; Cypriniformes; Leuciscidae
Gene: mgat3a
Product: beta-1,4-mannosyl-glycoprotein 4-beta-N-acetylglucosaminyltransferase a
Exons: 3
Coding region: 148-1638 (496 amino acids)
Biological process (GO): protein N-linked glycosylation; N-acetylglucosamine metabolic process
Cellular component (GO): membrane
Molecular function (GO): beta-1,4-mannosylglycoprotein 4-beta-N-acetylglucosaminyltransferase activity
Source: RefSeq, a predicted model, not a curated record